This is a messenger RNA of Epinephelus lanceolatus (giant grouper), 6350 nucleotides long. Its product is annotated as AT-rich interactive domain-containing protein 3B. Gene Ontology annotation, cellular component: nucleus. Gene Ontology annotation, molecular function: DNA binding. Gene Ontology annotation, biological process: regulation of transcription by RNA polymerase II. Lineage: Eukaryota; Metazoa; Chordata; Actinopteri; Perciformes; Serranidae. The record is from RefSeq and is a predicted model, not a curated record.
AAAAAAACCGACUGAAGGGAGUUACCUCAGCGCUCUGCGAGAUAUGAGAUCGGGCUGUUUUCCACUCGGUCCCCUUUUCUAUUAAAGAAGAAAAUCACGAAUAUCACAGGGGAAAGAAAGAUAGGGACACAGGUACAUUUUUGGAGAGGUCGUCCAGAGGAGAGCACAUAGCGCCUUUCCUUACUGCUGGCGGAUCAGUCGGUAUCUACGGUGCAUGCACAGUAUCUCUGCCCCCGUGCGCGCGCGUGUGUGUGUUUACAAGUGUUUGAGCGAGUGCCACAAACGAGGGAAGGACGAUAAAGCCAAGGAAGGAGGGAUGGUGGACAAUUCAAGCAGUAGUAAGGCACAAAUGCCCAGCAUGUCUCAGGAUCCUGGUGUGGCCUUUCCUCAGAGCACCUCGACAGGGGGUAUGAAGCUGGAGGCUGUAAUGGAGCAGCUCCAGCGCCAGCAGCAGGCCCGACUGGAAAUGGAGCGCAAGGAGAGGAAGCUGCGAGAGGCCCAUAUCAUGUAUGCUCAGCAGGUUGCUGCACAGCAGGCCAUCCUAGCGGCUGCCCGGGCUUCUGGGGCCAGCUUCAUGGGCAAAGGCCUGGCUGGUGGGGUCCCUAGUGCUGUGUUGCCUCCCCGGGUCUCCAAUCAGAGCAGUGUGGACUCAGAAAGAGAGGAUGACGAGGACAGAGGCCGUGAUUCUGGGGAUGAGGACGACGACAAUGAAAUGAUGGAGGGGGACGAGGGAAGUGAUGAGGACGAGGGGAGUGCCAGUGGUCUGGAGUUCCUCCGUAAGCAGACCCUCGCUUUGCAGCAGAGCGCCUCCCGCAUCCAGGCCCGUCCGUUUGGCAGUUACUCUGCGUCAGCCCCCCAGAGGGCUGCAUCCCCACCUAUCAGAGUGAAGCAGGAACCUGAUGAGGGCCUGUCUCCUGCAGGGCCUCACUCUGCUACCUCUCCUAAUGGACAGGCUGACUGGGGCUUCGAUGAUCACUUCAGACAGAAUGGGAGUGCAGGCUGGGUGGAUGAGGCUGACAGUAGCAGAGGAAGAGGAGAGGCCUCCAGAGACUUUGCUAAGUUGUAUGAACUGGACAAUGACCCCAAAAGGAAGGAGUUUUUGGAUGACCUCUUCACCUUCAUGCAGAAACGAGGAACCCCAGUCAAUCGUAUCCCCAUCAUGGCCAAGCAGGUCCUGGAUCUGUAUAUGCUGUAUAAACUGGUGACAGAGAAGGGAGGCCUGGUGGAGGUAAUCAACAAGAAGAUCUGGAGAGAAAUCACAAAGGGACUCAACCUGCCUACCUCCAUCACCAGUGCAGCUUUCACCCUGCGCACACAGUACAUGAAGUACUUGUAUCCGUAUGAGUGCGAGAGGAAAGGCCUCAGCUCCCCAGGUGAGCUCCAGGCUGCCAUCGACAGUAAUCGACGCGAGGGUCGUCGUCCAAGCUACAGCAGCAGCCUCUUCCGCUUCUCUCCCUCUCCCAGCACAGCUCCCCACAUCCUCUCACCUCCAAAGAUGCACCUUUCAGCUCUGGGGGCAGGGGCCUCGGGGACCCUCAACGGCCUGCAGGCCUCACCAGGACCCUCUCUGAAGAAAGUUCUCUCUCUUCCAGAUGACCUGACCCCCUCCAUCAUGGCAGCAAGACCCUCCAUGGCGCUGGCCCUGGGUCACCAGCAGGUUGCGGGUUUGGCAAGAGCCGCCACUCUGGAGCAGCUGAGGGAAAAGCUGGAGACCAGCGGCGGAGGAGAGGGGCCAGAGAGGAAGAUGGCCCGCCUGGCGGAGGAGCAGCAGCGCCUGAUGCAGCAGGCUUUCCAACACAACCUGCUGGCCAUGGCUUCCCAAAUGCCCAUGAACCUGCGUCUGGGAGCCCCCACCAUCACCACCAGAGAUGAGAAGCAGCAGGAUCUGUCACUGAGCAUCUCAACCAAUGGAAAUGCCAGCAUUACUGUCUCAGUGGAUGUCAAUGGCACACUCUACUCAGGAACCCUGUUUGCUCAGAAGUCUGGUGGGGCCCCGGGGCCUGCUGUAUCUGCUGCUGCUGCCGCCUCAGCCUCCCCUGCUGGAACCAGCACUAGCUUUGGCUUUUCUGCACCCCUGGCUCAGACCCUAAGCCCAGCGUCCUCCUCCUCCUCCAAGGGUCCCGGCUCGGCUGAGCCGACCCCCAGCGGGUCACCCUAACUCAGGCUGCCCUUUGUACCUGCUCCCCAGGCCCCUCUUCCACCGGGAGGCCCAGCAAGAAUAUACAGUACAAUGAGAAACCGAUAAGAAUAACAAACUGUUGCACAACAAAUACCUCAUCAACCCUGUCAACCUCUUGGCUGUCCAAUCAUGAACACAGAGCCCAAGAAUAUUAUAUGACAGCACGUGCCCAAACGCACAGCUAUGCAUUUUAUUCGAUGUGCAAACACAUACACACACUACACUACAAACACACACACACACACGUAUACAUAUACAGACACACAAUCUACACGUACAUACAUUUCUUAAUCCUAAUGUACAUGCUAAACACAAUCAGCUCAGCCAAAACCCACUGACAGGUGUAGUCACAACUGAACUUGAAAAGUUUUAUCUUAGGACAUUUUGUUUGUUUGUUGCCAUUUUGUCGUCUUUUUGAUUUUGUGUUUUAGAAUGAUUUUGUUUUUAGUUUUUCUCUUUUUACAUACCUCAAAUCAAGUAACCUGCAGUGGUGUCUUUACCUCAGGAGUUGUAGUAUAUUUAACCUGAAUCAACUUUAUUUUUAUAUUCUUUUUGACCUAGUUGCAAUCAGGGGAAGUCGGGUAACUCUCACCAGUGGAACCUCAUGUACAGCACCCACCUCACAGUGACAGGCCUCCAACCCGGGCCGCUCAGGUUUCCUCAGCACACUGUAGACUCUUGCUGAGCUCAGACUGGUGAAUGAUCAGAUGCUGUAGAUCAGCACAUUAAAUACAUAUAACUCCGCCCUCAGCUCAGCAAGUCCAUUAUAUUGGUUGGAAGGUUAACAGUGUACGCAAACCUCCCAAUAUGAACAGGAUUUCACCAAACUGAAAACUUUCAUUAGCAAUGCACAGGAUUUUCUGUCAACUUUCUGCAGGUCCGCACAAACUGUCUUUAAAAACGUAGCGCACAAAUUUUAGGGAACAGCAACUCUAAUCCACCACAGCAGGCCUAGCAGACCCUGAGCUUGUUUCUCCCCUCGUCAACGUUACAGAGGGGUCGUACAAAAUCAGGUUUGAGUUUGUUGUCCCCGAUUUUGUUUGUGUAUCCUUCCUCCAGCCGCAGCCACAGAGCCGAAUGUCAAUCUGACGGCGGUCAUCGUCAGCGCAUGGUUCUCAGACCUCAUAUUGGCUUCUCUGCUCUGGAGGGCGUCUCUCUCAGGAAGCAUUGUGACAACUGCAAGGAAUCACUGUUAAUUUAAAGAAAAAGAAGGGAUUCAUACCUGAAGAAUUGACAAGGGGACAUGACUGUUCAAGAAUACCUCAUCAGUCUCUCUCAAAAGGAGAGCUACACUACGUACCUCAUACGGCUGCGAAGCCAUCAAGACUUGACGCCACAACCCGUGAUGGAAAUCCUAGCUGAACUGAAACUGACAUGAACGUACUGACACACUGCUGGUGGUUUUUGGGGACAAACAGAACUAGGAUGGGUUUGCUAUCUCUCUCCUUCUGUGUUGACAUGUGUAACUUGUUUUAUGCUUGCUUCCAUUUCCUUUUUUUUUUUGUUCCUGAAGUUGUCUGAGAAGAGUGAUAUAUCUGCUUUUUUUUUUUUUUUUUCAGGGAAGAGGAAAAGAAUAGUUCCUCGCUGACACGUGUAGAUUUGUAGGAUUGUCAGGUUUCACGGUCGCAGGGGUCAAAAAAUGAAAAACAAUCGACCAUUUUAACCUUAAAUUUGACUGCAAACACCUUUUGUUUUUUUCACGACAGCAGCGAAAUGAUAUGCAUGUAUACAAUCAAGUGACCAGUGUUUUAACACCCUAAUCUCCUGGUUCACAUUAGCUUCUGGUUAUUGCACAGCUAGAUACCAAAGACUAGCCAGGUCGCUCCUCAUGAUUGAUCCCUCGUACAAUCCUGCCCACAGCUGCUGUGGUGCACAGCAAGGCAGUUCAAGGUCUGAUUUGGACUGCACAGAAAGUUGCAUCUAAACUCAUUUAAUCUGAUUUUGAGUUUUAUCCUAAAGCAAAUGGAAAAUAUCUUUAGGUGAGGUCAAGUAAUUCCCUUGUUUCACGUUUUAUGGCAUGAUUUAAUUAACUUUAAGUCGAUUUAAAGACUCAAAAUCUGAUUACAUGACAUGUACAGAAAUUUUUGUUAGCAUAUAUUUUAAAUUUUGUUAUCCAGAGCAGUUACCCAGAUGCUGUGGCUUUCCUGUGCUGUCUCCCUAAUUUAAUCCUCUACACUUCUGGGCUCUUGGGGCUGGUUUUUUAACACCCAGUGUGGACAGAGGCCCACAGGUCUGGCCCCUUUUAUUAAAAGACCCACUUCCUGAUAAUCCAGAAACAGUUGGAUUAUCCCUUGAAUUGUAAGGUAUUUUUCUCCCUUUAAAGUUUUAGCAUUUUUGAAAUACCACAAAGGAUGAAAAUGAAUUUUCUAGCUUUAUUUGUGUUGAAUGUGAGGCAUUUAACUGUUUAGAAAUCUCUUAAAGCCCAGUGUGACCUGAGGUGGGCAGCCUUAUUGCUUUUAUUAGACUGUAUUCUAGCCAUUACUCGUCAGGUUUUGCAGAUGUUUUGCAGUGCAGAUCGCAGUUGAGGGUUUGAGGACGGUACUGGGAGUCCUUUUGGUGUACCCUUCAGAACCCUGUAUGACACAUAACUGUAUUUUAUAAAGGUGAGAACUGUAGAUGCUGCCUUAAAGUAGUUGCUGGUGAGAUCCGGCCAGUGUGGUUUUCACGUCUCAACUGGCUGCGAAAAUGUCUUUCUCUUCGAGCUUAAUCCUUUGGAGAGUAAUCAUUUUUUUAUUUUGGUGAACGAUUCAGUCAGACCAUAGACACCAGUUUGUCACAUGCUGUUGGUAACAACUGAGUUUUUGCUAUUUAUUUGUUUUUUGUUUUUGUCUUUUUUUUGUCCUUGUUUUAGUAACAGUGUAGCUUAAUCUGUUAGCCUGUGUUGCUGAAACAUUUUCUUAUUUCUAAGUCCAGGCUUUCUGUUUCAUCUGUUUAGUCUAAGCAAUGACUGUUUAGUGUAGCUUCACUGCCUGUGUGUGUGUGUGUGUGUGUGUGUGUGUGUGUGUGUGUGUGUGUGUGCGUGUGUGUGCGUGCGUGUGUGUGUGUGUGUGUGUGUAAGCAGGUUCAAUACAGUAUGUGGUUGCAGUUUCUACUAUGUGGAGUAUCUCUCCUACAUACAUGUGUGUAAUACCAUCAGGGAAACUGCAGGUGGCACCACUGCCACGUUUAUUAUAUCAUACAGGGAGGUGAUGGCUCACACAUGAGUUUUGAUGACAUUUAUUCAGUGGGAACUGCCCAUUACACCCACAGUCAUCUUCUGCUGUCAAAUGGCACUUUGCUGUUCGUUGUUUAGGGAGUUGAAAGUGUUGAGGGUUGGUCAUUCACUUCUCUUUUCUGAUCUCAGCGACCGUCUGGUCACCUUGCUAACCUCAAGCCUCCUGCCACCUGAUUUGCUGUAUGGAUGAGUAUAUAUGAUGCGUUGUGCCUGUGAGCCUGCAUCUGUGUGUGUGUGUGUGUGUGUGUGUGUGUGUGUGUGUGUGUGUGUGUGCGCGUGUGUGUCUAUUAGAGACCGCCCCUACCUCGUCAUACCACAAUACCUCAGAGCAGUGGGCUGCAGUCCCUGUUGCGUCGGAUAUUGAAGCUGCGUUGAGGGACGAGUCCUGACAGAAGCUGUGGUCACUUCGCUGAAUGCAACGGUGGUUUUGGUUUUGCAUUUUUGGAUUUGAGUCGUCAGUAACUGCAGGCGAGGUCUCGUCACUCAGGAAGCUGUGAAGUUGGAAGUCUGCAGAACCUUUUGUCUCUCAGAUGAUUUUGGAGUUAAUUCAGUUUUAAAAUUGUUUAAAAACUAACCUGAUCUGUGUAAAAACAGGCGCAUAUGCAAGUGUUUAUCGAAUACCUCAUUUAUCAAUUUUAUGUUGUUUUUGGCUUGUACAAUGCUCCGUAUAUUAAUUCAACUGUGGGGUUUGUGCAUAUUUUUGUACUGUUAUUAUUAUGGACAUGGUAAUAAUGAUAUUACUGAUAUUAUAGUUUUCUCUUUGAUUAAAGCAAACAAAAAAAAUAGGACAAAACACAUGGAUGCUUGUAAAAACUGGUUUGUGCUGAUUGUAUUUAAGAGGAGCACUUUUCCAAAGUGGUUUUCACACAUUCAGUUUUGUUCAUAUUAGUAAUAUAAAGAUAUGGUUCUCAGGGCUUUAAACUUGUAUGUCAUGAUAAAGUUUUACUUUAUAUCUUA